Saccostrea echinata is the source of this 2010-nucleotide messenger RNA. Its product is annotated as histone-lysine N-methyltransferase, H3 lysine-79 specific-like. The transcript has a single exon. Gene Ontology annotation, molecular function: GTP binding. Lineage: Eukaryota; Metazoa; Mollusca; Bivalvia; Ostreida; Ostreidae. Bases 1 to 2010 code for a protein of 669 amino acids. The record is from RefSeq and is a predicted model, not a curated record.
AUGGAGGACUCUGUUGAAAGUAAAGGCAGGACAUUAGAGGUAGAUCAACUCAACACAGAAAUAAGACAAAUUUCAAACUCGAAAAAUAAUCAAGAAGAGAAGAAAUGGAGCACAGACCAAGACGAAUUCGAAAGUAAAGCUUCUGAAAGACAGAAAUGUGUCAAUACCAGUUCGCAAUAUAUAGGACUUACGAAUGAAAGCAACAAUCUUUUGUAUAAAUGCAGUGAAAAUUUGGAAUACAGAUAUGAAAACAGACAUUCAGAAGAAUCAGCAUUUAAUGAGAGAAAAGUAGAAACCAAUCCAGAGAGCAACGAAAAUGAAAAACUACAUGACAGGGACUUAAAUUCAGACGAGAAAACAGAAAACUUGGAGUCACGUUUACAAAUGAUUGAAAUGAAAAAAGACAGGAAACCAGCCUCGAUUUUAGGUGGUCAUCAGUGUGAAACAAUCACCAGGAGUGGCGUCAAUGAAAUCAGUUACCCAGACAAUGAUAAUCAUGAAAUGAACAAAGCUUUAAAUCUGGAGCAACCAUCAACCUUUCCUGAAAGUAGUGAAAGCAGAAAUGAUGAAGAAAGUCGUGACGAGAACAAGAAAAUUAACUCAAAUAAAGUACAGGCAUUUAUUAGCAACGUGGAUAAUGCUGGCACUAAUUGCAAUAAUUCAUUUCAUUCUAAGGAAUACAGUUUGAUGAUGAAAAGUGAUAUAUGUAAUGACGUGAAAAAAGACCUCACUGAAAAUGACACAAUUAAACAAAGCCGUAAACGCGACGACAUCGUAUCGGACAACAUGGAGGAGUUGUCCUUGCCCAAAAGAGACUCUACAUCAGAAAAUGAAACGGAAGAAAAGUCGAACCUUCGUCAACAAAAUAACGAUGACGGUACGUUGGAACCGAUCAAAUCAGAUAAAAAACAAAAAUUAGAUGAAAGCGUUUUGCCUGCCUUAGAAAGAUCUAAUUCGAGUACGAAAUUGUCUAGAAUCAUUUUGAUUGGAAAAACUGGUACUGGAAAGAGUGCAACUGGAAACACUAUUCUUGGACAAAGAAAAUUUGAGACAGAGGUUGGAUUUAAAUCAUGUACAACAACCUCCCAAAAAGAAAUUUGUGAAAUGAAUAGCCAAAUUAUAGAGGUUAUCGACACACCUGGUCUAUAUGACACAUCAAAAUCGGAGGAAAUGGUCAAGGGGGAAAUUGCAAAAUGCUUAGAAAUGGUCUCACCUGGGCCACAUGUAUUCUUAGUCAUUUUGGCCGUGGGAAGGAUAACUGAGCAAGAAGAAUACACACUGAAAUACAUGACAGACCUGUUUGGAGGUCAUGACUUUCUCAAACACACAAUAAUUGUUAUAACCCGUAAAGAGGACCUUAACCCUGAGUAUGAUUCAGAUGACAAUGAAGAAGACUGCCAUGUUUCAGAGGAGCUUGCUGAGUUUGUUCGUGAUUCAGAGGAUCUUACCAGAAUGGUAGAGCAAUGUAAAGGCAGAUGUGUUGCUAUAUCUAAUGCUGGUGACAUUAAAGGAUCCAGAAGAAAAGAAGACACUAAAAAACUUAUCCAGUCCAUUAACCAGCUGAUAGAAGAAAACGAAGGGUUGUAUUACAGUAAUGCACUGUUUGAGGCAUUGGAAAACGAAAAGGAGGAUCAACUAAGGAAAGCAGAAAUUAUAAAACAAAAAACAAUCCAGGAAAAUGAGAGGCGUGAGGAUGAACGAAAACGAGAGAUAAAGCGGCGGGAGAAAAAUAUUGAAAGAUUAGAGAAAGAUAUAGAAAAAGAAGAAGAGAAACUAGAAAGAGAACAAUCUAAAAGAGAGGACUAUUCUGAAAAAUUAAACAAGGAACUGGAAAAAAUUACUGCAGAAAAUGAAGAGCGGGAAAAGGAAAUGGAGAGAAGAAUAAGAAAAAUGAAGAACCAUUUAAAGGAUCUACGAAAAGAAAACGACGAUUUAUAUUCCCAAUCAGAUAGUAUAGGUCGAACAAUUUCCCACUCAAUGAAAGAUCAUUCAAGAUGUGCCAUUAUGUGA